Merops nubicus (carmine bee-eater) is the source of this 828-nucleotide messenger RNA. Its product is annotated as leucine-rich repeat-containing protein 75A-like. The annotation marks the transcript as partial. The transcript has 3 exons. NCBI's taxonomy places the organism in Eukaryota, Metazoa, Chordata, Aves, Coraciiformes, Meropidae. The record is from RefSeq and is a predicted model, not a curated record.
GAUUUAGGAAUGGAGUCAACCUCUCUGGAUGAUGUCCUCUAUCGAUACGCCAGCUUCCGAAACCUGGUGGAUCCAAUCACUCAUGACUUGAUCAUCAGCCUUGCCAGAUACAUCCACUGCCCCAAACCGGAGGGGGACUCCCUCGGGGCCAUGGAGAAGCUCUGCCGGCAGCUCACCUACCACCUGAGCCCCCACUCGCAGUGGAGACGUCAGGGCAUCAUGAAGAGGAAGCCACAGGCCUGCUUGAAAGCUGUCCUGAUGGGGAAGCCUCAGGACAACACGGUGGACUUGUCGGGGAUCCCGCUGACGCUGAAGGACCUGGAGCGCGUGAGGUCCUACCUGCAGCAGAGCUCGGAGCACAUCGACACGGUGGAGCUGUGCUUCACCGAGCUGACAGAUGACAUGCUCCUGCAGCUGCUGCCCGCCCUCUGCCUGCUGCCCCACCUCACCACCCUCUCCCUCAACGGCAACCGCCUCACCAAAGCCAUCCUCCGGGACCUCACCGAAACCUUGAAGGACCCCAAGAAGUUCCCCAGCGUCACCUGGAUCGACUUAGGCAACAACGUGGACAUCUUCUCCUUGCCUCAACCCUUCUUGGUCAGCCUAAAGAGACGCUGCCCCAAGCAAGGCAAUUUGCCAACCAUUCUGGAGUUUGGGGAGGGGCAGGUCAGUGAUUUGGAGAACCAAGAGGGCUUGGCUGAGAGCCAGGAGGACCUGUGGGCUGGGCCAGGCCAGGCUGCCAGCACAGGCAGGCUGCAGGCAGAGAGAACAGCCACGGGCGGGGUGCCCCCCGGCUCGGAGCGAGGUGCUGCUGCACCCCAGACGUGA